GGACUGGUUGUUUUAUUUGCCAGUCUAAUAUAUUGGCGAUUUCACAUUAGGGGAUUUCCCGUCCGCCCACCAAUUUUGGGUGCGGUGCGCGCGGCCGGUAAACGUGACAAGAUUUAGUUCCACUGUAGCCUGCCGGCGCUGUACAGCGCGCAUGCAGCAAUGUCAUAUACCGAGUUCACAAUGGGCUAGACAACAAUAAGACUGUGACCUGUAGUCCCCCACCUGUACGAACUUUUUUGUUGAAUAGGCUCCAUCGAUUUACAGCACAGCUCGCAAAAUGAUCGGUCGCCUGGUUUGCUGGCUUGCGAUUGGUUUCUCCGGCCUCUAUUUCCUACAUCUAUGGCGCUCAAGCUCCAAAAACAAGAAGCCGCCCAAGCAGACCAGAGCAUUGACAUCAAGAGACGAACAUCAGUCACAGGUCCCACCUGUUUCGUCGUGGAGACCGCCUGCAACGUUGUGGAGACCGCCUGCAACAAUAGACCAACAUCAGUCACAGGUCCCACCUGUUUCGUCGUGGAGACCGCCUGCAACAUUGUGGAGACCGCCUGUAACAAUAGACCAACAUCAGUCACAGAACCCACCUGUUUUGUCGUGGAGACCGCCUGCUACAACUGUAAGAUAUGAUCAUGGUGUUUUGUUGAAAUCGUUUGCAACAACUUCUAAUCAGAUAUGCAUCUUCAAUCUUCGUGGCAUGUGCGCUUUUGGCAACAAUUGCCGUGAACUGCACAGCGAGCAGCACUACCAGUGGCAGUACAGCGCUGAUAAUGGACAAACAUGGACCAAUUUUGGCGAUAACGUUGCCAUUGAAGAAACAUACUGCAACAUCAGAAUGGAAGGCAUAAAUAUCCAGGAAUUGGGUGUUAUAAGGACUCUCUUUUUUGAGACGAUGAAGUGGUCUCAAAUGGAUGUCCGCCGUUUAGAAAUUCAAUUGACGAACACAUCCGAUUUGAACUCCUGGCAGAGUGUCCUGGCAACCAAGUGGCAGUGGUACUUCCUUGACAACGGAAACAUCUGGAUGAAGUACACCAAUAGGAUUAACACUAAAGUUGAAGAGGCAUACCAAAUGUUUUUGUCGACGGGACAAGAUCCCACAUUUGAGUUUUGGAUAGUUGGGUCCCACCGCUACAUGUUGUAUUUUCAGCGCAUGGUGCAGAGGAACAAGAAUGUUGGUACAGUGCGCAAGGUGCGCAGACGACCCAAGUUUGUCACCGAAGACAUGGGUGAAAGUUGUCUGAAGUUGCCCAAAUAUUGGGAAUCCAACCUGGCAUCCGCAGACCCCCUCAGCAACUUUGUGCGGCGCAAGCUUGACCCCAGACUUCAUGAAGAAGAGUGCAGGAUGGUCAUUGGGCACUUUGCCAAAGAGAUUGACGCAAACUCAUUCCUGGCAAUUAAGCGGGUGCAGAACAUCGAGCUGUGGCGCGAGUUUUCAAAAAGGCGGGAUCUUAUGCAAGAUGGACAAGAAGAUUCCAGCAAAGCGCCAGUGGAACUGAUGUUGUUCCACGGCACAGAGAAACAAAAUAUCGAGGCUAUCUGUCAGGAGAACUUCGACCCCAGCUUGCACGGCACCAAUGUGGGCGCCAAAUACGGCCAAGGUAGCUACUUCAGCAAGAGCGCCAAGUACUCGGACGCCUACGCCAGCCCUGAUUACAAAGGCCGCGGCCACAUGUUCCUGGUUCGAGUCCUGGUGGGUUCUUACACCCGCGGGGACCCCAAGUACUGCUGGCCCCCACUGAAGGAACCGAAUGGUCUGUUUUUCGAUUCCUGCGUUGACGAUCCCUCCAACCCCAAGAUCUUUGUCAUUUUCGAUCAAAAUCAGGUGUACCCCGAGUAUCUGAUCACCUACGAAAAAUGAGUGCAUCACAAAGGUCAGGUCAUUUGCUCGCAUGGUGGACAGUUGGGCAAAGCAUAUAUGCACUACACAUAAAUGGGACAGUAUACAAAUAUUGAGUGGCUCAUCAGCGUGGAAUGGGAGGAAUAUCAUCGCAAGGUAAAAUCUGGACUUUUCCAUUUUACACACAUCGUUGCCGAUGUUUUCUUAGAUUGGUCUCGGGCCUCUGACAAGGUUGA
This is a messenger RNA of Patiria miniata (bat star), 2067 nucleotides long. RefSeq names its product protein mono-ADP-ribosyltransferase PARP11-like. The transcript is spliced from 7 exons. Bases 278 to 1852 code for a protein of 524 amino acids. Lineage: Eukaryota; Metazoa; Echinodermata; Asteroidea; Valvatida; Asterinidae. Gene Ontology annotation, molecular function: NAD+ poly-ADP-ribosyltransferase activity; metal ion binding. The record is from RefSeq and is a predicted model, not a curated record.